Dreissena polymorpha is the source of this 2528-nucleotide messenger RNA. RefSeq lists its product as uncharacterized. Lineage: Eukaryota; Metazoa; Mollusca; Bivalvia; Myida; Dreissenidae. The transcript has 9 exons. The coding region runs from base 313 to 1590 and encodes 425 amino acids. Gene Ontology annotation, biological process: biosynthetic process. Gene Ontology annotation, molecular function: pyridoxal phosphate binding; L-2-aminoadipate:2-oxoglutarate transaminase activity. The record is from RefSeq and is a predicted model, not a curated record.
CCAAGAGUUAAAGAUAACUUAAACCCAACGUAAGUAUGUACUAAGUUCAAUCAAUUAGCAGUUAUAAACUGACGGUUACAAUCGGUGUUUAACUGUGCCGAAGAGAUUUGGCUAUAAUUAUUUAAAGUAAAGAACAGGACUUAAUGCAUACUGGACACAGUUACCUAAAUCUGUAGAUAUCAAGCGAUUUACUUGUUUUCGUAUCUCAGUUUCAUCUUGACAUUUGGCGGGAGAAAAUACCAGGACCAAACCCGAAGACAACCGAAUGUGCAGAAAGCGCGCAUAAAGGGAGAUCAAUCUUACGAAGAAAAAAUGACAGCAAACGCGAAAGCUGACUCCAAAGAUUUGUUUCAAUAUUUAGCAUUGUACGACGAAAACAGCGAAGAUCAUGAAAAUUUCGUGCCUUUCUCGAUGGGAGCACCUGGAGCAGAAAGUCUUGCAGGAUGCAACCAGCUGUUAGAUAAAGCAACACGCAUCUUAUUGUCUGACGAUGGGGAAGAGAGGUUCACAUUCCAGUAUGGGCCGUGUAAAGGGUACCCAGGCUUCUGUAGGGAGAUGGCAAAAUUUCUGUCUUCAGAAUAUGGGCAAACUGUCAGCAGGGAAGACAUUAUGGUAACAGCAGGUGCCACUCAGGGCCUGCACCUGGUUGCCACGGUGAUGUUCAACAAGGACACGCCUGUUUUCAUGGAGGACCCAACCUACUUCAUUGCUGUCAAGAUCCUUAGGGAGGACUUUGGAAUGAAUAUCAUACCAGUGCCAACCGACAGCGAAGGUAUCAAUGCAGAGAAGCUGGAGUCAAUGCUGGUCCAACACAAGCCAACCUCCAUUGCUGGACAGAAGACUCCGUUCUGGGGCAUGGUUUACACAAUACCCACCUUCAAUAACCCAAAAGGCUACUGCAUGUCUCCAGAGCGUUGCAGAACGCUUAUUCGGUUAGCGCGGAAACAUGACGUCCUGCUGUUCACAGAGGACAUCUACAACAUGCUGCAUUAUGACGACAGUCCAGUAUGCCCACCGAGACUGAUGUCGUAUGAUAAUCACAUGGAUGAAGAUUUCCAGGGUCAUGUUCUCUCCAACUGCACGUUCUCAAAGAUUCUGGCCCCUGGACUUCGGCUGGGCUGGAUUGAGGCGCCCCCUAGGAUUAUGAAGUACUUAGAAAAAAGUGCUACAGCCUGGAGUGGUGGGGCAUUUAACCAUUAUACAUCAAAAGUGAUAGCAUCAGCCUUGAAGGAAGGCUUGAUAGCCAAGCACUUGAAUAAGCUCAGGAAAGAAUAUAGGGAGCGCAUGGAUAUAGCGUGCUCAUCCCUGAGGAAGCAUUUGCCCCAAGAUGUGAAGGUAGACUACCCGAAGGGUGGCUUUUUUAUCUGGCUGGAAUUACCUCCCUCCGUGGACACAAUGCUGCUUCUAAAACUGGCUGUGGAGAAGUACAAAAUCAACUUCAUAUUUGGUGCUAGCACUUCUCCCACUGGAGGUUGCCGAAACUGUGCCCGCCUAUCAAUCAGCUUCUGUGAUAAAAAGAAAAUCGAGAAAGGCAUCGUCGCAUUCUGUGAGGCCCUGCAAGAGAUGAUGGAAACGAGCAAGGGGCAGUAGCCAAAAAGGUGUUCAUUUAGGCUUUGUUGUGGUAUUGUAUGUUGAGUCUAUAGGUUAAAGGUCAAUUAUGUUGCAUACAUAAAAUAAAUUCUGUACAUUGCGCAAUAGCUCAAUCUACUUCACCUAACCCUGUUUGGAUUGCAUCUUUUAUGUUUUAAGUAUUCAUGUAUUGUAUAGCAUAUAUUUUGCAUUUCUGUUUCUAUGCAAGAAUCAGCUCAAAAUAUACCAUGCCUGUUGUUAUGGAGGCAUAGUGACAGUACAUAGACAAUAACUUUAACAGAAUAAUCUAUUUUUUGUAAGUGUAAUAUCAAAUCAUUGUUACACAGUCUUAACAGUCUUGCUAAUACAAUAGCCAAAUGGAUACUACAUAUUUCUUAAGUAUUGAAAGUGACUUCAUGUCAUUUUUUGCUGGUGACAAAAAAUGAAAACUGAGCAGUAUGAAUAUAAGAUGCAUGUUUGCCCUUUUUGUUUUUGCUCAAUAUAAAUAACAUUUCUUUAUGCAUAAUUAGCAUAUGGUAGGUUGCAUUUUCAUAUUACCGUUGAUUUGAAGGAAUUAUAUUUUGCUAUCUUGUUUAUAAAGUAAUUGAAAAAUAUAUUUAAUUACAACUUUAGUGAUUGUUUUAAUUAUUGUCCAAUUUUUAUGCCCCCCGGAUCGAAUGAUAGGGGUCAUUGUGUUUCUGACAAACACAUCUCUUGUUAUAUACCAUUUAUUAUUAUUGUAUUUGUUAGUUUUGUUAUAAAUUUUAUUAAAAGUCUAUUUAUUCUUGUUUACAACCAGAUAUUUGUGAAUGCAUUACACUUUCAAUGAAGUUUCUUAUUAAUUCUUUGUUCAGAUAUUUUUGAUAAAUAUAUAACUAAUCUUUCACAUUAAUUCAUGAUUAUUUGUUUAAAAAUUAUUUUAAAAAUAUGAAUUAUUGGAAUAAACUCUUUACCAACAA